AGGAAACCUCUAUACGCACGUUGUUGACUUACUCGUCUCCAUCGCUCCAGUAAAUUGUGCAGAAUUUGUCCAUUUACAGCCCAGACAGGCCAGUUCUAGAGGUGGAAAUUACAUAAUGGCGAAGCGAAAGAUGAUUAUUGACUGUGAUGCCGGCAUCGAUGACGCCCAAGCUAUCCUGAUUGCUUUAUCUGCUCCUGAUGUUGAGGUGGUUGCGAUCACAUGUGUCGCUGGCAAUACAACUAUUGAAAAUGUAUGUGUGAAUGUGCUUAAAGUUCUGGAGUUGUGCGAUCGAAGAGAUAUUCCCGUCUUUAAAGGAGCCACUGGUUCAUUGCUAGGUGAGGAACUUUAUGCAAUUCAUUGACUAGGGGUCGAGUUACGGUACGUGACACUACCCUUCCAAUCGCUUGAUCCCAUAGGUAAGUAAGGCCCGGUUCAGACGCCGUGCUUCAGCCGCACCGAAUCGAAUUCAACGAUAGGCAGACCUAGAUUAGUUAAUCCUGGCUGGCUGAAUUAAUUCAAACGCCGAACUUCAUUCGGCCGAAAUUAAUUAAUCAAAGAAAAUUAAUAUUUUACAGAGAGACAAGCCUUGUCUGUGCUUUGUUCUGUUGUAUAGCACUUAGGAAGCUAGAGCACGAAAGAAGUAUAGGGAGAAACACGAGAGGUAGUCGAGUGUUUCUCCCCUCUUCUCGAGCAGCAGUUAUGCACCUCCAUUGUUCUUGAAUAGUCUCAAAAGGUAAAAGUUAUUGAGAGGAAUGCGUGGCAAUCCAAAUGUCACCAAAAUAACUCCUUGUAGGUGAAAUAUCGUUGUAGGGAUCCGUAGGGGUCACGUCUCAAAUAAUUCCUGAGACUUUGACCUAGUAAUGUUGAGCACUUAGGUCGAUCAGUUUGUGAACUAUGGCUUCCAAUGUGCCUCAUGUGCCGGCAAUGAAAGAAGCUCAAGGACCUCAAGAAGCAAUUGUGAAUUGUGUUGCAUUUUUUAUGAAGAGGGGAAAGGCAGCAAGAAUUGAAUGUGGUUUUUAGUUCUAAUCAGACCCCAAUGCCCCAGUCAUAUAGGAAAAAAAUACUCUGAGUGAGGGUGAGAAAUGGGAAUUUCUCUCUUAAAUACAUGUAUACCAGUAUGUGCUGCCCAUCUGGGUCUUGAAUUUGGAACUCAUGAGCAAGAAGGAGCUACCAUGUUUUUUAACCCUUUAACUCCCAGAUGAAAUUUUUAAUUCUCCUUACUGUCAACCAUACAAUUCUUAUGAUGUUAGUUCAGAGAAUUUAGUACUGGAUCAACCAAUUAUCUCCAAAUUUAUAAUUUUCUUUAUUCUCAUCUUUUAUCUGAGUGAUAUUGUAUUGAUAUUUUAAGAAGAAAUUCUGUCUUGGUCACUUAUGGGAGUUAAAGGGUUAAGAGAUAUUUCCCAGAACUUGUUGUAGUUCAUGCAUCUUGCAAAUAGGUUGAGGAUUAUCUGUGACAUGCCUUGAUAGCGCACUGGCAAUGACCUUUCCCUUACAAGAAUAUUUUAAUUAUAAAAUAAUUUGUUAAAAAAUGGUUGUAAAAUAGAAGAUGAGUUGAUGGUUAUUGGUGAAUGGGGUACUGAAAAUUGAUCAAUAUCUAGAAUGAGUUUCUCUGACUUCAAUUUCAGCCAAAAAUAUAUUUGAGUAUCCUCUCCCCAGCUCUUCUUGCUCUUUCCUGUAAGGGGGAGGGGGGUAGUUUAAAUCCUGUUAAGGUCAGUGACACGAUAUUGCUGCUUAUUGUUAUAUGGAAGUCAUGAAGCUUGGGAAUUUUAACUUAUGGAUGAUGACAUGUUUCUUUUUUUUUCUGUAGAGGAUCGUGGGGAUCUUCCUACCCAUUUUCAUGGCAAGGAUGGCAUGGGAGAUGUUAAAGACAUUCCUAACCCAGACAUUUCAUUACUGAAGACUGAACAUGCUGUAAAUGCCCUGAUUAGAAUUGUCAAUGAGCAUCCCGGAGAAAUCACCUUGGUUCCUCUGGGACCAUUAACUAAUAUUGCUCUUGCAUGUCGACUUGAUCCAGGCAUUUCCUCUAAGCUAAAAGAUGUGGUGAUCAUGGGAGGGAACUUUGAAGCCAAAGGUAACUCGCAUGUGAGUGCUGAAUUCAAUUUUCAUUUUGAUGUGGAAGCUGCUUACAUAGUGUUGAAUAAGCUCACCUGUCCAGUCUCCUUGGUGACAUGGGAAUUUUGCCUAAACCAUGCAUUACCUUGGGAAUUUUAUGACUCAUAUAUUGGACAAGAGACAAAAAAAUCUGUUUUCAUGAAAAAGAUUACUAAUACCUCAGCCUCAUUCUACAAGAAAAAUAAGACAGGGUUUGGACAAGGUUACACAAGCUGUGAUCCUCUGGCCAUGUCAGUAGCUGUCAAGCCAGAGAUUGUAACUGAGGCAACAAGUGUGUAUGCCACAACAGAGCUACACGGGCACUUGACUCGUGGUCAAAUGGUUGUGGAUUGGAGAGCUCAUCUUGGAAAAGAUCAUAAUAUUAAGUUAAUUAAAGAAGUUGAUUUGGAAGCCUUUAAAGUCUUGAUGAUGGACUCCUUGAAAUAAUUACACAUAAAAAAAGAGGAGUAAGAAACAAAGACAUUUUUGUAAUAAAAUAUUUGCCUAUUGUUCAUUGUGGUGUAAGAAUGGAGAUGAACUAUGUUCAUUUGUCUCACAAUAGAGUCACUUUUAAUGUAGAUUGUGACAUUUUGACUGCAAUACUGCUAGUCUUCAUCAGGCGAUGAGAUAGAUUGUUUACAUGUCACUAUUUGUAGCAUGUUGGUAUGCUGCUAUUGGUGCAUUUCGAUUCUCAUUAGUAUUCCAGUUAUUAGAUGGUGUUCCCUCAUAGAACCUCAUAACGUUCUCUAUACUU
This is a messenger RNA of Pocillopora meandrina, 2845 nucleotides long. Lineage: Eukaryota; Metazoa; Cnidaria; Anthozoa; Scleractinia; Pocilloporidae. The record is from the annotation of a GenBank genome assembly.